AUGGCUCCCAUGAGGCGAGCCCCCAGGAUGAGGCUGCCCGAGCUGCUGAUUUUCCUGGCCGACUGGGGAGUCACCAACGCUGGACAAGGGAAGUUCUGGCACGUCUCUGACCUGCACCUUGACCCGGACUACAGGGUGUCUGAAGACCCCCUCCAGGUGUGCCCAUCCGCUGGCUCCCAGCCGGUGCCCAAUGCGGGCCCCUGGGGCAACUACCUCUGCGAUUCUCCCUGGAUCCUCAUCAACUCCUCUAUCUACACCAUGAAGGAGAUCGAGCCACAGCCAGAUUUCAUCCUCUGGACUGGCUGCCCGGCGGUGUUUUGCAGUGAUGACACGCCCCACGUGCCCAACGAGAACCUGGGAGAGGCGGCCGUGCUGCAAAUUGUGGAGAACCUGACCAAGCUCAUCAGAGAGGCCUUUCCAGGUAAGACUGUGCCCCAGGUCCCCACAGCACUCCCUGAUGCCCAGGCGGUGCCUGGCACAGUGGGACAACAACGGCAGCAAGAUGCAGAGGAACGACCUUCACCCGUGGACAACGAUGGCUGCUGGCCAAGUCCCGGGCCAGGCACUUCACAGCGAUUGUGUCUCACCUUCCAACAACCCUUGGCUGAAACUAACUCCACUAAGCACUUUUGCAUAUAUAUUCUUAUAUAUUUCUUUUUCCUCCCAGAUAUUAAAGUCUAUGCAGCUUUGGGAAAUCAUGACUUUCACCCCAAAAACCAGUUCCCGGCUGGAAGCAACAAUAUCUACAAUCGGGUAGCAGAGCUGUGGCGACCCUGGCUCAGUUACGAAUCCAUCGCUCUCUUCAAAGAAGGUGCCUUCUAUUCUGAGAAACUGCCGGGGCCAAGCGCGGCUGGGCGAAUCGUGGUCCUCAACACCAAUCUGUACUAUAGCAACAACGAGCAGACGGCCGGCAUGGCCGACCCUGGCCAGCAGUUCCAGUGGCUGGACGAUGUGCUGACCAAUGCGUCCCGAGCUGGGGAAAUGGUGUACAUUAUCGGCCAUGUGCCCCCUGGGUUCUUUGAGAAGACGCGGAACAAAGCGUGGUUCCGGGAGGGCCCCAACCAGCAGUACCUUAAAGUGGUCCGGAAGCAUCAUCGAGUCAUUGCAGGGCAGUUCUUCGGGCACCACCACACCGACAGCUUUCGGAUGUUCUAUGAUGAUGCAGGUGUCCCCAUCAGUGUCAUGUUCCUUACACCUGGGGUCACCCCAUGGAAAACCACGUUACCUGGAGUGGCCAACGGAGCCAACAAUCCAGCCAUCCGGCUGUUUGAAUACGACCGAGACACACUGAGCCUGCAGGACAUGGAGACCCACUUCUUGAACCUGAGCCAGGCGAACGCGCUGGGGGCACCGCGCUGGGAGCUCGAGUACCGGGUGACCAGGGCCUACGGCGUGCCCGACGCAGGCGCCCGCUCUAUGCACGCGGCGCUGGGCCGCAUCGCCAGCGACCAGGACGCGCUGCAGCGCUACUACGUCUACAACUCGGUCAGUUACGACACGCUGGCCUGCGACGAGGCCUGCCAAACUGAGCACGUGUGCGCGCUGCGCGAAGUGGCCUUCGACGGGUAUGCCGCCUGCCUGCGCGCCCCCGGCGUCGCGCCCGCGCCCCGCCUCGCGCUCCUGCUGGUGGCGCUGCUGGGCCUGCGCACGCUGCUUGUGCCGUGA
Messenger RNA from Orcinus orca (killer whale), 1665 nucleotides. It is a transcript of the gene SMPDL3B, whose product is annotated as sphingomyelin phosphodiesterase acid like 3B. The transcript has 8 exons. Gene Ontology annotation, molecular function: hydrolase activity. The record is from RefSeq and is a predicted model, not a curated record. The coding region runs from base 1 to 1665 and encodes 554 amino acids. NCBI's taxonomy places the organism in Eukaryota, Metazoa, Chordata, Mammalia, Artiodactyla, Delphinidae.